AUCAAUCUUCAAGCUGUAUAGGCCAAACCACUACAGAUUUCAUCUCGGCACUGAUCGGGUAAACGAUGGCAGAGGAUGAGAUUAUCUCGAAUGUCCUAUCGAUCUCUGCUGUAAGUCAAAGUGAGGGUUGUGAUGUUGACAAUCGAGAGGAUCAGGAAGAAGACGCAGCAAUUGGGUGUUUGGUUUCGUUGGAAAAAUUGAAUCUUGGACACGGAAAAAAAGCUUAUUGUUCUUAGUUUACAUGGAUUGCUUUUAAACUCUCUUUAAAGGCGAUAGGCUUAGAAUGCCUGAGACUUGUAUCGUUCCUGCCAGAUAUGGGAAGCAUCUGGUUUUUAAGAGGCCUUUCUGCGAUGAGUUUAUGAGUUUCUGCUUUGAAAGAUUUAAAGUGGGAAUUUGGUCCUCUGCACUAGAACGAAAUGUUGAGGGCGUCUUGGAUUGUGUAAUGGGAUAUUUUAAGAGUAAACUUCUGUUUGUGUGGGAUCAGGAACAAUGUAUUGAUUCUGGGUUGAAGUCAUUAGAGACGGUAUGGAAGCCUCUAUAUCUCAAGGAGCUGGAGAAACUAUGGGGAAAAAUCAACAAGCAACUUCCAGAGAAAAAGGGGAAUUACUCUGCAUCAGAUACAUUGCUGAUAGAUGAUCAACCUUACAAGGCUUUACGCAAUCCUCCUAACACUGGUAUCUACCCUAAACCAUACAAGCCGGGGUUUGUUCAUGAUAAGGCCCUUGAGUUAUGCUUGUUCUUGGAUGGGUUGGCCAAGGCUGAUGAUGUGCAGUCAUAUGUAAAGGCAUAUUCAUUCGGGCAGAAACUGGCCACGGUUACUCCUUCACAUCCCGAAUGGUUCUUCUACUCAGAAGGUUAUUCAUCGUCUUUCCAGAGGAUGAGUUUGACUAAGAUAUGAAUUACAAUGAAACUCCAGAAUCGGAAAUCAGAAGGCAUGUUAGACCAUGUUUGGAAUAAUUUUAUAUAUAUUUUAGCAACAAAUUUCCAGUGAUUGCUUAAGGAAAAUGAGAUGGAUUGAAGAAAGGAUUAUAAUAUAACGACUAUGACUAGAAUCCAACCAGAUGUCUGCAGAUGGCCGCUUAUGACUAGAAUCCAACCAGCACCGUGUAAACCGUUUCCCGAGCUUUACAUGGUCAGGUCAAGAGGAGUCAAUGCGGAUUCCUUUCUCGGAAAAUUGAAAGCCAAUCGCCAAUC
Molecule: messenger RNA, 1194 nt
Organism: Carica papaya (papaya)
Lineage: Eukaryota; Viridiplantae; Streptophyta; Magnoliopsida; Brassicales; Caricaceae
Source: RefSeq, a predicted model, not a curated record